Messenger RNA from Paramecium octaurelia, 3736 nucleotides. The record is from the annotation of a GenBank genome assembly. Lineage: Eukaryota; Ciliophora; Oligohymenophorea; Peniculida; Parameciidae.
AUGAAAUCUGCUUCUAAAUCAGCGUCUAUGAUCAUAACAAUGUUCACAUAGCAGAAGUAAAGUUUAAAAUUAAUUAUGUAGCUAAGAAAUGCAACUUGCCUAAGCCAAGAAGGAAUUUGAUGAGAUGGCCAAGGAGAUAGCAGACAGAAGAAAGAAAUUACUGUUCUAACUAGAAAAGGGCAAAAAAAAGGAGGUAGAAAAAGUUGAUGCGUCAAAAGCAGAAAAAUUCAAAACAAUGGUAUUUUUUUAACUAACAAAAUAGGAUGAGCACAGAAUUCCGUUAGAGGAACUUGAAUAGAGGUUUCAAACUAAUGCAAAGACAGGCCUAACGAGGGAAGUUGCGGAUCAAAAACUAGUGGAGUUUGGAAAAAAUGAAUUGAGUUAAAAAGAGAAAGAGCCCUGGUAUAUGAAGCUAAUUCAUGAAUUGACGUCAAUGUUUGCUUGGCUAUUGUGGGCUGGAGCUGCAUUAUGCUUUUUGGCUUAUGGCCUGGCACCAGAAGAUCCUUCUAACGUAUUUAUAUUAUAUUACAUCAUUAGCUGUAUUUAGGUAUUGUAAUUAUGGUUGUUAAUACAUUAACUGGAAUUAUAACAUUUUUUUAAAAUGCAAAAUCUGAGGCAAUCAUGGAUGCAUUCAAAAAUUUCAUUCCUCCUGAAACAUUAGUUAUCAGAGAUGGAUAAUAAUAAAAAUUUCCAGCUUCCAAUUUAGUGCCUGGUGAUGUCGUAGUAAUUGAAAAUGGUAAGAGAAUUCCAGCCGACAUCAGAAUAUUGGAGAGCAAUGAAAUGAAGGUGGAUAACUCAAGUCUUACAGGGGAGUCAUUAUUAUUAUUAAGAUCGCCUGAGUGUACUAAUCAGACUAACCCUUUGGAAACUAAAAAUUUGGCAUUUUUUGGUACUCUUUGUAAAGAAGUAUAAUUGAAAUAUUGAAAAAUAGGGUAAUGGGAAGGGAAUGGUUGUAUUUACUGGAGAUAAUACUGUUAUUGGAUAAAUUGCAGGAUUGGUCGAUAGUUCUGGAGGAGAUGAUACAACUCUAAGAAGGGAACUAAAUGUGUUCAUUAAAUAUAUAGCAGUAAUUGCUAUUUCCAUAGGUGUCAUAUUUUUUGUUUUGGGUUUCAUUAUUGGAUAUCGUAAAAUAUAUUGAUAAUUAUAGCCGCCAUUACUAAUCUUGUAUUUGCUAUUGGUAUUAUUGUCGCAAAUGUUCCAGAAGGACUUCUAGCAACAGUAACAGUAGCUUUAACUCUAACAGCGAAGAAAUUAGCAUACAAAAAGGUGUUGGUAAAGAAUUUGGAAGGAGUUGAAACUUUGGGAUCUACGUAAAAUUUAUGCUUUAUAUUAAAGAUCAUGUAUUUGUUCAGAUAAAACUGGUACUUUGACUUAAAAUAAGAUGACUGUUGAAAAUUUGUGGUAUAACAAUAAAAAAUACAAGGGAGCGAAUAAAGAGAAGAUGGGACCUAAAUUUAAUUAUGAAUAUGAUCUCAAUGAAGUCGGAUUUAAAACGUUGCAUGAAACUGCAAUUCUAUGUUCUGAGGCUACUUUUGAUACUGCUCUUCCUUAGGAACAAUAAAUCAGAAUUUAAAAUGCCAUUGGUUUGAAUCAAUAACAAAAAGAUUAAAAAAUGAAAGAGGCAAUUGAAAAAUGGAAUCAGAAUUUCCAGAAAAUGACAUGUUAAGAAAAACCAACAAUUGGUGAUGCUUCAGAAACAGCCUUAAUUAAAUUCUUUUAACCAAUAAACGAUAUCAUUUAAACUAGACAAAGCAGAUAAGUUGCAAGGGAUAAUGAGCAUAAGAUGGCCAAGAUGCCCUUUAAUUCAACCAAUAAAUAUGCAUUUAUCAUAGUUGAGUAUGAAACUCCAGAUUCACAUUAUUGUCUUUUAACUAAAGGUGCACCUGAAAGAAUUUGGGGACUUUGUGACUCAGCAUAUAACAAUGGAAGAGUAGAAUUAAAAGAUGAAAAAUGGGAACAAUCAUUCGUUUAAAUAAAUGAAUAAUUUGGAAGAUAAGGAGAAAGAGUACUUGGAUUCUCUAAAUUGCAUUUACCAAAAGAAUAAUUCCCAAUAGGAUAUUAAUUUAACCUUGAUAAGAUGAAUUUCCCAUUUAACAAAUAAGUCUUUGUUGGUUUGAUAUCCUUAAUUGAUCCUCCAAAGGAUAAUGUACCUUACGCUGUUAUAAAAUGUAAGACAGCUGGUAUUUAAGUUAUUAUGGUUACUGGAGAUUAACCAGUUACUGCUGCUGCAAUUGCAAGGUAAUGUAAUAUUAUUACUGAAAAAACUGUUGAUGAAUUGAUGUAAGAGAAGGGUAUCUCUUUUGAAGAGGCAUUCCAUCAAUCAAAUGCUUUAGUAAUUCACGGAGAUAAAUUAACCAAAAUGGCUAUUGAUGAUGAAGGUUUACCUGAAGAAGAUAAAGGAAGACAACUAUAAGAAUGGUUAAGUAAACCAUAAUUAGUGUUUGCAAGAACAAGUCCAGCAUAAAAGUUGAUUAUUGUGGCUGGUUGUUAAAGGAGAGGUCACAUAGUUGCAGUUACAGGAGAUGGAGUCAAUGACAGUCCAGCAAUUAAGAAGGCUGAUAUUGGAAUUGCUAUGGGAAUUACUGGUUCUGAUGUUGCAAAAGAUGCUGCUGAUAUGAUUCUGUUGAAUGACGAUUUCUCAAGUAUUGUCGUUGGAAUUGAAGAAGGAAGAAAGAUCUUUGACAACUUGAAGAAGAGUAUUGCAUAUUGUUUGACUUCCAAUAUCUCAGAAUUACUUCCAUUUUUAGGAUUUGUUAUCUUUAGAAUUCCUUUACCCUUGACUACUGUGUUGAUCUUAUGUAUUGAUAUUGGAACAGAUAUUUUCCCUUGCACUACAUAUGUUUUUGAAGAUGCAGACAUAGAUAUUAUGACAAGAAGGCCUCGGUCUCAAGAUGAACAUCUUGUGAGUGGAAAGUUGUUGGUCUAUGCAUAUGUGUAGAAUGGAGUUCUAUCAACCUAUUGUGGUUAUUUCUAAUGGUUUGUAACUUUGUAUGAUUUUGGAUUUAAUCCAUAAGAUUUACUAUUUAUAGGAGUAAGAGAAACCAUUCUGCCGAAAACAGGGGAUUAGUAUGAUCCAACUGACCCUUGGUUUGGAAAUUCGAAUUUAAAAAGAAUUUAUGAAAAUGGAAAAUGUGAUUUUCCAUUCCCUGAGGAAGAGAUUGAGGAAAUCGAUUGGAUUUAUGCUAAUCAUGCUAAAUUAGAUCUAAGAAUGGCUUAUAUUGAAUGCAAAGAUGGAGAAUUAAAGGAAGUGUUUUAAUGGGCUCCUUGUAGCGUUAAUUUAGUCUCUCCCUACACUAAAAGACCUUAUUGUUUCACAACUGAGGCUUCAAAUUAUGCUUAGACUUCAUUUUUCUAUGGCAUUGUGGUUGGGCAAAUAUGCAAUUAUUAAGGUUUGAGAUCUUUGAAAAACGCAGGAACCUUUUAAGGUACUCAAUUAUUAUUUCAUUAUAGGGUUCUCCAAUUACUAUAUGUUCUUUGGAUUUUGGGUGGAAUUCAUGUUGACCGUAGCUCUUUCCUAUAUUGAAGUGUUCAAUACCGUAUUUGGAACUAGAGAUCUAUUAUUCAUUCAUUAUGGAAUAUGUGCUCUGCCAUUUGCAUUGAUUAUGUUAAUAUGGGCUGAAGGAAGAAAAUGGAUGGUAAAUCUUUUAAUUAAUCUAAUUAGAUAAGAGCCUCAAAAUCAAAAACAAAUUAUCCAAGUUGGUGGGAAAGAUGCGUUGUAUUUUGAUUUAUUAUGAAA